AUGGUUCUCAACGCAGGUACAAAGCUUCCAAUAGCUCGAUUGAUCAGACCAACAGCUUCCUAUUACCCCGCAAUUAGUAGUAUUCGAUACUAUUCUGCACCACCUGAGAGCACGAUACCGGCCGCAAAGCUAAAAUACAUUCCCACGAGCGGCACAUACCCUAAAGGAUUUCUAGUUUCUGGAACCUACGUAGGAGUUAAACCAACCAACAAAUCUACGCCUGAUCUUGCUUUCCUUGCCUCGGAGACACCAUGUGCGGCUGCAGCAGUGUUCACGAAGAACAAGUUCCAAGCGGCUCCUGUCACCGUUAGCAGGAAGAUGCUACAGAGAAGGAAUAAUGCUGGAAUUCGUUCAGUCAUUAUCAAUUCGGGCUGUGCAAAUGCUGUGACCGGGAAGGGUGGAAUGGAAGAUGCUGAGAAGAUGGGAGCUGAAGCUGAUAGAUGUUUUGAUGCACCAAGUGAUGGCAAAGGUGGGAGUUCAAUAGUCAUGAGCACUGGUGUAAUUGGUCAAAGGUUUGGAAUCCUGUCUCUACUUCCAGAAAUUUUGCCAUUACUAAAGCUCUCUCAGAUUGCCAAUCCAGAAAAUAUUACUUAAAAUACCUACCGCCUUCGACGGUCUGGGAAACUCACACAACCAUUGGUUGGCGACUGCAACCGCAAUUUGUACCACCGACACAUUUCCAAAACUCUUAUCCCGAACAUUCUCCUUACCCUCUUCUCCAGGGGUCGAAUACAGAAUGGCUGGUAUGACAAAGGGUGCCGGAAUGAUUCAUCCGAAUAUGGCGACUUUGUUAGGAAUGAUUGCAACAGAUGCACCAAUAGCACCGGUGUUACUGCCAUCUUUGCUUAAAAACGCUGUUAAUAAAUCAUUUAACAGUAUAUCCAUUGAUGGUGAUACCUCUACGAACGAUACGGUUGCUGUUUUGGCAAACGGAGCAGCAGGGGGUAAGGAAGUCACUUCUGAAUCAUCCGAAGAUCAUGCUGCAUUUCAAAAGGUUCUGACCGAGUUUGCUACUGGUCUUGCCAAGCUCGUCGUUCGUGAUGGUGAAGGUGCAACUAAGUUCGUCACUAUCCGUGUAACAGAGGCCCCGUCAGAGAUUGGAGCACGUAAAAUUGCUAGCACAAUCGCAAGAUCUCCACUAGUAAAGACGGCAUUGUAUGGUAAAGAUGCAAACUGGGGCCGUAUACUAUGUGCUACUGGCUAUUCCCAGAUCUCAGAACCAGGCGAGCCGAUAAAUGAAGUUCCAGAUAUCGUCCCUGAGAAGACUAGUGUCUCAUUCAUUCCCUCAGAUGGCUCACCGGAGCUUAAACUUUUAGUGAACGGAGAGCCGGAAUCAGUGGACGAGACUCGUGCUGCCGAAAUCUUGGAGCAUGAGGACCUAGAAAUAUUGAUAAGGCUCGGAGGUGGAAAGGAAGAGGCCGUGUACUGGACUUGUGAUUUCAGGUAGAUGCUCAACAUAUCAACUAACAAGACAAAAGCUAACCGGUAUAGCCAUGAAUACGUCACAAUUAAUGGAGACUACAGGACAUAAGUAAUGCAAAGUGAGGUGAGGUCAAGAAAAAGAGAAUUUCGAUCUAAAAUCAUUCCAGGGCAAGACGUUUUAAGUGGGGAUAGAAGGGAGUUGUAGGGCAGUGCGUAACAGUAAAAGUGAAUUUUGGGAAAAGCAUAGCAAGAUAAUAGAAAUACCCAAGCAUCUAUGAAAACCACGGUAGAGGAGUAAAAAGAGC
This is a messenger RNA of Sclerotinia trifoliorum, 1727 nucleotides long. NCBI's taxonomy places the organism in Eukaryota, Fungi, Ascomycota, Leotiomycetes, Helotiales, Sclerotiniaceae. The record is from the annotation of a GenBank genome assembly.